AUGAAGGAUGGUAUCCUUAAUUUCGUGAAGGGUUUUCACAGCAAGGUUGUUCUCUCAAAGGUUAUUACAUCCUCUUUUCUCACAUUAAUACCUAAGAUCCCUCAUCCUCUUAAUCUUGAAGACGACAUGUCAAUUUGUUUAGUUGGAUGUCUUUACAAGAUUGUGGAUAAACUUUUGGCAUCGAGGUUAAAGAAUUUUCUUGGUGGAUUGAUUUCGCAAUGUCAAUCGGCUUUUGUUUUUGGAAGGCAAAUCUUAGAUGGGGUUUUAGUUGCGAAUGAGGUUGUGGAUCAUGCUACUAGGGAGAAGAAGGAAUGUGUUAUUAUUUGGAUGGGAUGGAUGGAAGCUUGCAUUUUGAAUAGCCAUUUGUCGAUUUUGGUAGACGGGAGUCCGACGAAGGAUUUUAAGGCGAAGAUAAGCUUAAGGCAGGGAAAUACUCUAUCUCCCUUCCUAUUUGUGAUAGUUGUUAAAGGGCUCUCAGAGUUAUUCAUAAUUGCUUCAUAUAUAAGAGAUUUUGAAGGAUAUAAUAUGCAAGAUGGUUUAUCGAUUGAUUUAGUCCAAUUUUUGGACGAUACUCUUAUUAUGGGUGCAGGUUGCUGGAAGAAUUUAUGGAGUAUCAAAAUCAUCUUAAUGGGUUUCAAACUAGUUUCAGGACUGGGUGUUAAUUAUCACAAGAGUAGGUUGAUAGGGGUCAAUGUCAGUGAUCAGUUUAUUUUUAUUGCUUCCAAUUUUUUAGCUUGUAAGGUGGAUGAUUCAGCUUUUAACUUCCUUGGGAUUCCGAUUGGCUCAAAUCCGAGGAGGAUGAAAAUGUGGGCUUAUGUUAUUGAAAAGUUUAAAUCUAAGUUAGCUUUGUGGAGAGGGAGAUUCCUUUCUUUUGGAGGGAGGAUUACUCUUUUCAAUGCGUGCAUUGAGGAGUUCGACUUGGCUCUUUUGUCUAAAUGGAAGUGGAGGAUUUUAGUUGAGAAGGAGGCCGUGUGGAAGAAGAUUAUUAAACUGAGAUACGGUUCUGUUUUUUACAAAAUUGGCGACCAAUCCCAAACCCAUUUCAGGUCUGCUAAUUGGUGUGGUAAUACUCCACUGGCAUACUUGUUUCUGGAUCUGUUUGCUCUCAACAAUGUGAAAGGGGCUUUUGUGAUUAAAAUGGGAAGUUGCUGCAAUGAUGCAACAGUUUCGGGAAAGGUUGAUUCCACCCAUUAUUCUACUUGCCUCGACUAUAAAUGCUUCAUGGAGUCUAAGGUGCAAGUUAUCAUGGAGGAGGAUAUGAGUAUGGCCUUUCGUACUCUUUGGAAUUGGAUGGUUCUCGCAAAAAUAAAAGCUUUUGGUUGGAGAGUUUUCUUGAAUCGCUUGGCCACUAAAGAUCAAUUGAUUAAAAGAGGUUUAUGCCUUGUGAAUCGUGAAGGUCUUUGUGUUUUGUGCCUCCAAUCGGAGGAAGAUCUUAACCAUCAUUUCUUUGAUUGUUCGGUGUUGAAAAAAGUUUGGGAGCUUAUAGGAUUUUGGAUUGGUUACUCUUUGAGUUUGAUUGGUCCUCCUUGGAAGCAAUUCUUAUCUUGGAGCAGGUUCUUAAAAACUUUUUUUAAUAAGGGUAAAUUCGAAAUCAUUUGGUUAGCGGAUGCAGUUUGGAGAUGGUAG
This is a messenger RNA of Lathyrus oleraceus (garden pea), 1626 nucleotides long. RefSeq lists its product as uncharacterized. NCBI's taxonomy places the organism in Eukaryota, Viridiplantae, Streptophyta, Magnoliopsida, Fabales, Fabaceae. The transcript is spliced from 5 exons. Bases 1 to 1626 code for a protein of 541 amino acids. The record is from RefSeq and is a predicted model, not a curated record.